This is a messenger RNA of Aspergillus bombycis, 1596 nucleotides long. Its product is annotated as flavin-containing monooxygenase. Gene Ontology annotation, molecular function: N,N-dimethylaniline monooxygenase activity; flavin adenine dinucleotide binding; NADP binding. The coding region runs from base 1 to 1596 and encodes 531 amino acids. The record is from RefSeq and is a predicted model, not a curated record. Lineage: Eukaryota; Fungi; Ascomycota; Eurotiomycetes; Eurotiales; Aspergillaceae. The transcript has 2 exons.
AUGGCUCGGGAACACCAUUUGGAUGCGCUUGUCGUUGGGACUGGUUUUGGUGGAAUCUACACCCUCUAUUCCCUUCUCAAGGAGGGUCUGAAUGUGAAAGCCAUCGAUGCGGCCGGUGAUGUCGGUGGGACUUGGUACUGGAACCGAUAUCCUGGUGCCUUAAGCGAUACGUGGAGUCAUCUGUAUCGAUUCCUAUUUGACCACGAGCUUCUGCAAAGCUACCCCUGGAAAAAAUGGUAUCUCACGCAGCCCGAGAUCUUGGAGUAUCUCCGUCACGUCGUGGAGAGAUACGACCUCCGCAAACACAUGCAGUUCAACACUAAGAUGCAAAGCGCGGCGUGGAACGACACGACCAAGACCUGGAAGGUCCAGUGCGAAACAGGCGACGUCUUCCAUGUGCGAUACCUCUUCACAGCGCUUGGACUCCUAGUUAAAGCCCACUACCCCGAUAUCCCCGGGAUGGACAAAUUCAAGGGAAAAAUCAACCACACCUCGGCGUGGAACCCAGGCGUGGACCUCGAGAACAAGCGUGUGGGUGUUGUCGGCGUAGGAUCAUCGGGCGUGCAGGUCGUGACGGCCAUCGCGGACAAGGUUAAAUCUCUUCAUGUAUUCGUCCGACGCCCGCAGUAUACCGUUCCCAGCGGGAAUCGGGAUGUUACGCCGGAGGAACGCGCCCUGGUCAACAAAAAUUAUCCAGCAAUCAUCACCGACGCCCGCACGUCCACCUUUGCUAUGGGGACGCCAGAGUCUACGAGACAGUUCAUGUCACUGUCGCCGGAAGACCGCGAGGAGCUACUGGAGCGGCUGUGGCAGCUGGGGAACGCCUUCCAGUUCAUGUUUGGCGGUUUUUCGGAUAUUGCCACGAAUGAAGCUGCAAAUGAGGAAGUAUGUCGGUUUCUGCGCAAGAAGAUCGCCGGAACUCUAUGGCCGGCGACCCUGUGUGAUGAUGGGUUCUACGAGAAGUUCAACAAGGAGAAUGUCUUUGCGGUGGAUCUCAAGAAGAAUCCUAUUGCGGAGGCUACGCCUAGCGGCAUCCGCAUGGCUGAUGGCACGACCCACGAGCUCGAUGUCAUUAUCUUUGCGACCGGGUUUGAUGCCGUAGAUGGCACCUAUGCGAUGGUUGACAUUCGGGGCCGGGAUGGGAAAAACUUAUAUGAUCUUUGGAAACCCACAGGCCCAAGCACGUACGUAGGAAUGUCUGUGCAUGGGUUCCCAAACCUCCUUCUCGUCAAUGGGCCGCACAUGGCGUUUGCCAAUAUUCCUACGUCAGGGGAGACUAACACCGAAUUUAUUAUGGAUUUGGUCCGACGCGCCGAGGAGAUAUCCAAGCAGACGGGACGUCCGUGCGAAAUCGAAGCCUUAGAAGAGGCCGAGCGUGCAUGGACAGAACGCAGUAGGUCCUCCAUAGCGGGAACAGUGUUUGAGAAGGUUCCUUCUUGGUUAUUGGGGAAGAAUGUCGCUGGGAAGGCUGUGGGGGUGUCGUUUUACUUUGGGGGUCUGGGGACGUUUAGGGCCUAUUUGGCUGACAUAAAAGCUAAAGCCUUCGAAGGCUUCAAGAGCCCUUUAGGUCCAGCGAUUCGGGAAGCACAGCUAUAG